AUGAUCAUAUUCGACAGCAUGGAUAACGCGGGCAACAUGGCUGCGCACCUGGUCGCACGCCAAUCGAACCAAGGGAGCAACCAAAAUGCCCAGGGCUCAUCAGUAUCGGGCAUGGUAUCCACCUUGAUCCCGGUGCUUCUUAUCUCCAUCGUCAUCUUCCUGGUCUUCUUGAUCUUUCGAAGGAAGUUCGACCGAGUGUACCAACCGCGCUCGUAUCUUGGCUCUCUGCGCAACUGGCAGCGCUCUCCCAAACAAACAACCGGCACUUUGGGAUGGCGGAAAGAGUUCAGCGAGCUCAAGGACGAAUUCGUCCUCGGGCAUUCAACAAUCGAUAACUACCUCUGGCUAAGAUUCUUCAAGAUGCUGACCAUGAUGUGCCUGGUCGGAUGCUUCAUCACCUGGCCAAUUCUGUUCCCCGUCAACGCAACAGGUUCCAACAACGAUGCGACAGGCCUUGAUAUCCUGUCAUUCAGUCACAUCAACCCAGGACCACGAUACUUUGCGCAGGCCAUUGUCGCAUGGCUUUUCCUCGGAUGGGUCAUGUUCAUGAUCACACGCGAAUCGAAGUUCUUCGUCCGCCUGAGCCAGCGAUACUAUCUUUCGCCUUACCAGCGAAGCCGCAUUUCAACCAGGACUCUCCUCUUCACCAACGUACCAGAGGCUGCCCGCAACGAAGAGCAUUUGCGAAGCCAGUAUGCAGGUGUGAAGGCAGUCUGGCUGGUCAAUGUGCCACUGGAUCUUGCCGAGAAGGUCGACGAUCGUGACACGGCUGCCAACAAGCUCGAGACUGGCGAGAUCAAAAUGAUCAAGAACCACUACAAGAGACAGCUGAAACUGGAGAAGAAGAAUAAGACCAGCGAGCGAGUGAACCCAGAGGCUGGUGCUCGCGUUGAGGUGCACAAGAAGGAUAUCCCAACACACCGCCUGCCAAAGCUCAAAUUCCUGCCCAUCGGCAAGAAGGUUGAGACCAUCGACUGGAGUCGCGGAGAAUUGCGUCGUCUGGUACCAGAGAUCACGACAGAGCAGCGCGGACUGGUCAACAAUAACAAAUCCGAGGCCCAGGCUGCAUGCUUCAUCGAAUUCGAUACUGUUCAGUCUGCUCAUGCAGCUUGGAUGCAGGCGUCCAACAUGGGCCGCAAAGAGAAGGCAAAGUCGAUGGCCAAGAUGACUCCGAAGGAGAACGGACCAGAACCCCAGGAUGUUAUCUGGAAGAACAUUAUCAAGCCAUUGUGGAAGACCAAACUGUUCAGCACCCUCGGCACGGCUUUCGUCUGGUUCCUGUGCAUCUUCUGGACCAUCCCAGUCGCAGUUAUCGGUGCCAUCUCCAAUAUCACCUAUCUCACCAACAAAGUGCCAUUCCUCAGCUUCAUCCUCGACAUUCCACCAGUCGUCCGCGGUGUGGUUACUGGACUGCUUCCCGUCAUCCUGCUUGCAGUCCUCAUGGCCUUGGUACCGAUAAUUCUCACCGUUAUCGCAAAGCUCUUCGAGCCGACUCAGGGCGCUGUUCAGAUGAAGGUCCAGGGAUGGUACUUUCCAUUCCAGGUCAUCCAAGUCUUCCUCAUCACCACGUUCUCCUCUGGAGCUGCUGCAGUCGUGACCCAGAUCAUCAAUGACCCCACUACCGCGCCGACACUGCUGGCUGAGAACCUGCCCAAGGCCUCCAACUUCUACAUCUCGUACUUCAUACUGUUCGGACUCCAAUCGGCUGCGCUGCAGCUUCUCAACGUAGUGCCCCUUCUGUUCGUCCUGGUCCUGGGCAAGAUUCUGGACACGACACCAAGGAAGAUGUACAAUCGCUAUGUCAACCUUGCUGGACUUGGAUGGGGAUCGCUUUAUCCCAAGUUCACCAACUUGGGUGUCAUUGCACUUUCGUACUCCUGCAUCUCGCCAUUGAUUCUGGGCUUCGCUACAGUCGGUUUCUUCCUGCUGUACCUUGCUUUCCGAUACAGCGCCCUCUUCACUCUCGGCACGACUGUAUCGACCAGGGGCCAAUCCUACGCUCGUGCCAUGAAGCAGCUUACCGUCGGUAUCUAUCUGUCGGAAAUUUGCUUGAUCGGCCUGUUCGCCAUUGGCAUUGCUGAGAGCCGAGUAUCGAUUGGACCCAUGAUAAUGAUGAUCAUCUUCCUCGUUCUUACGAUCUUAUGGCAGAUCUGGCUAGGUCGCUCCCUAAAGAAGAUGGAGAACGAGUCGGUGGAGGACAACAUCGCGCCAUCGGCGAUCACUGGCGACAUCCGCGAUAGCAGCGAUGCGGAGAAGGCUCCAGGAUCUGUUGAUGAGACUCGUCCCGCUGGACUUGGUAACAAUCAAGAUCACCUUGCGAAAGACGGCUACGACCAGGCACAGUCAGAAACGGCAGAUGCUGGCCACGAGCAACUGCGCCAGACUCCAACUGGCAAAGUGGGACUCAUGGCUCGCAUCAAGGGCUACUUUAACCACGAGGCCGGCGCUUCCAACGCCAUCCAAUUUGUGUCGCCGCAUCUCAGCACUCCUGUUCGAGCUUACACUCAAAAGGAGCACGAUGAGGCAUACCUCCACCCAGCUAUCAUCUCUGAAUGCCCCGUCAUCUGGAUCGCGAGAGACAAGUAUGGCAUUUCGAGGCAGGAGAUUGCUGCCUCUAAGGAAGACGGCUACAUCAUGACUGAUGAAGGUGCUGAGUUCAACGAGAAGGGCAAGAUUGAGUGGAAGCAGGAUGACUUGAAGCAGGCGCCUAUCCGGGAGGAUGAACCAGCUUAUUAA
Molecule: messenger RNA, 2736 nt
Organism: Fulvia fulva
Lineage: Eukaryota; Fungi; Ascomycota; Dothideomycetes; Mycosphaerellales; Mycosphaerellaceae
Exons: 6
Coding region: 1-2736 (911 amino acids)
Cellular component (GO): plasma membrane
Molecular function (GO): calcium-activated cation channel activity
Source: RefSeq, a predicted model, not a curated record